UUCAGCACGCCCAGUCAUUUCUUGGACCGAUCCCCUUUCCAGUGUAGCCACAUUCGCUCUCCUCAUCCUUCCCAGUUCCCGAAAGCCACUUCAACUGAGCUCGAGCACCAGGCAACGAGCGCGCGACACCAUGGCGGACAGCGCGAGCGAGAGCGACACGGACGGCGCGGGCAGCAGUAGCAGCUCGGCCACCCCGCAGUCCUCCUCCGCGGCCGCCUCUAUCACCACUACGACUACCACAAACGCCGUCAGCAAAGCGCAGGGCAUCGUGAUCUCGCAGUCCCGACUGGAGGAGUUGACGAACCGUCUGGCGUCGCUGCAGCAGGAGAACAAAGUGCUGAAGAUCGAGCUCGAGACGUUCAAACUGAAGUGCAAAGCGCUGCAGGAGGAGAACCGCGACUUGCGCAAAGCCAGCGUCACCAUCCAAGCACGUGCCGAACAGGAAGAGGAGUUCAUCUCCAACACCCUAUUUAAGAAGAUCCAGGCUUUGCAGAAGGAAAAGGAGACACUCGCCGUCAACUAUGAGAAAGAAGAAGAGUUCCUCACCAAUGAUUUGUCCAGGAAACUCAUGCAGCUCCAGCACGAAAAGGCAGAGUUGGAACAGCACUUGGAACAGGAACAGGAAUUCCAGGUCAAUAAACUGAUGAAGAAGAUAAAAAAACUGGAGAAUGACACCAUCUCCAAACAACUCACUCUGGAACAGCUCCGACGUGAAAAGAUUGAUUUGGAGAACACUCUGGAACAGGAGCAGGAGGCACUUGUAAACCGACUUUGGAAACGCAUGGACAAACUGGAGGCAGAGAAAAGGAUUCUGCAGGAGAAGCUUGAUCAGCCAGUGUCAGCCCCGCCCUCUCCCAGGGAAGUUUCCAUGGAGAUCGACUCUCCCGAAAACAUGAUGCGGCACAUCCGCUUCCUGAAGAGUGAAGUGGAGAGACUGAAACGCAGCCUCCGCACUACAGAACUACAGCACACAGAGAAACGGGCUCAGUAUAUUGAGGAGGAAAGGCAGAUGAGGGAAGAGAACAUUCGACUGCAAAGGAAACUCCAGAGAGAGAUGGAGAGAAGAGAGGCACUGUGCAGACAACUGUCAGAAAGUGAGAGCAGCCUGGAGAUGGACGACGAGAGAUAUUUUAAUGAAAUGUCUGCUCAGGGACUGAGAGCUCGUACGGUGUCCAGCCCGAUCCCCUACACUCCCUCUCCCUCCUCAAGCCGGCCAAUCUCCCCUGGUUUGUCGUACGCUAGUCACACUGUUGGUUUCACUCCUCCGGCCACGCUGAGCCGAGGACCGCUUCCCCACUACACAUCACCUGGGCUACACAUCCACCCGGGACCCUCACACGCUGUACAGAGGCCAUCCCCAAGGAGAAGCACCAGCCCAGAUAAGUUCAAGCGUCCAACGCCACCUCCUUCCCCCAACACACACUCUGGGGCACAACACCCUCAUCCUCCACCGCCACCCGCACAGCCGAUGGUUCAGUCUGGCUCCUCCCACUCCGUGACAUCACAUAACCUCCACUCUCAGCCUUAAUGCAUGCAACGUGCGCUACCGUAAGCUAGGCUACUUUAAGCUAGGCUACACUACUACUUGCAGUGACAACAACUCGGUGAUCUUCCACUGGGCAAACGUUGGAAGUGUUAUGGAAGUUGAAUUUGUGAACUGGGACAGCUGAACUGGGAAGCGAAGGGACUUGGGAAUGUGAAAAGGCAGAACGUGUAGAUGUUUGGCCAACAGACCCCAUAACCAGCCCCAUGCCGUUAAAUUACGUUAUUCUUACUGUGUUCAUGUAAAUUGAUCAAGUUGGUUCCAGAAUGGUUUGAUGAAGGUCUAAAAGAUCGUUUAACAGGGUUGUCAAGUAUGUUGCCUGAGUGUGUCUCAAUUUUGUUUGUGGAAAGUUUUUAGUCUUUCUCCCACCCCUAUUAAAUAAACUGUUUUAACUGAUUGACUGUUUAAAAUAAUCAAACAUUACCAUAAAAUGAGUAAAUACUUAAUUGGAUAAACUUUUCCUCUCAUUGGAGAGCAUCUCUGCAAAGGUUAAAAGCGAAAGAUCUGAAUCCCAGCACAUUUGCCAUUGGGGAGGCAAUUUACAUUUAUUUUUCAUUUGUUUUAGGAUGUUAUUGUUUGUAAAACAGAUGUGUGCGUGGCUCUUGUUGGCAGCAUGUAAAUGGUAAAGACAGACUGAAAUGUACUGAAACAGCACUUGUUGCCUCUGCGUGUGUAUUAUAGUGGGAUUAUAGUGUUUGUGUGUGCGGGUGUUUGUGUGUGUCUGCACAGCCAUAGAGGUUUCCCACGACUGCUGGUCGGGGACCAGUCUCUCCCUGCUAGAAUCCAAACAUGACUCACUACAAAAACAAAGUAAAUACUGGUUUCUGAUCAGCAGACCAACCUCUCUCAGAGCCCUCGCUGUAAAAGGAGAGCUUUGAAUGCUUAUUCAGAUGGCGAAAUUUGCUUAAUGCCAGUGUAGUAUAACUAAACAUGAACCAACAUGAUGCAACAAAACCAAGGUACUGUUGAAAAAUAAACUCAACAUGAUUAAAUGCUUGUACAAAAAGUAAAAAA
This is a messenger RNA of Paramisgurnus dabryanus, 2557 nucleotides long. It is a transcript of the gene ccdc6a, whose product is annotated as coiled-coil domain containing 6a. NCBI's taxonomy places the organism in Eukaryota, Metazoa, Chordata, Actinopteri, Cypriniformes, Cobitidae. The record is from RefSeq and is a predicted model, not a curated record.